CUUUGGGCCACUUCUUGGGCUGGACUAUGAAAGCAGUGCUCGUCCGACACUAUGGCAUCUGUUGGACCAUAUCGUUCACGUGGGAGAUCACCGAAAUGGCGUUCGCGCACCUCUUGCCUAACUUUGCCGAGUGCUGGUGGGACUCAAUUGUGCUCGACGUCAUCGUAUGCAAUGGAUUGGGAAUAACUGUUGGGAUGUGGAUCUGCCAUAAGCUGGAAAUGAGGACUUAUAAAUGGGAGAGCAUUAAGUAUGUCUUUCCACUCCUCUAUUUAUUUGCUAUUGGAUAUUCAGUCGACAUCAUUGAAGAUAAGGCGAGCAUUGCUACAGUUCACGCCCGUCGAGUGGACUCAUGUGCAUUGGUUCGACCCGUCCCGCACUUAUGUCCGAUUCUUGGCGGUCACACAACUGGUCAUAUUCUGGCAGUUGAC
Messenger RNA from Medioppia subpectinata, 428 nucleotides. Lineage: Eukaryota; Metazoa; Arthropoda; Arachnida; Sarcoptiformes; Oppiidae. The record is from the annotation of a GenBank genome assembly.